CGCCUCUUCUCUUCCCUCCUUCCUUUCCUUUCUUUCUUUCCACUCGGUCAGAUCGGUUUUUUUUUUUCUCCUUUGUCCCUUUCUUCCUUCAGUAUUCAUUAAGCAUGGACAAUUCUGAGAAAGGCCAUGCGGCUAGCUACAAUGAGGACGAGGCCCGUCUUGCCGCGUUGGGCUACAAGCAAAACAUGAAGCGUCAAUUUACUGGGCUUCAGAACUUUGGAUUCACGCUGACUAACUCUUCAGUCCUGAUCGGGAUUGUGCCUCUGUUUGGCUUCGGUUUGAAAACGGGAGGACCCGUGGUGGCCAUCUGGGGUUGGUUGCUUGUCGCCUUCUUUGUUAUGUUUAUUGGCUUGGGCAUGGCCGAGAUUUGCAGUACCUUCCCUACUGCUGGAGGUCUUUAUUUCUGGACCGCUAAGCUUGGAGGUCCAAAGUGGGGCCCAAUGUUCUCUUGGUAUGAGGCGUGGUUCAAUAUGCUUGGUCAAGUGGCGGGAUGUUCGGGGUCUGUUCUUUCUGCAGCAACAUUUAUGAACACAUUGAUUUCUAUCUGGCAACCAGAAUAUAUUCAUGAUGGCAAGAAGGACUUUUACAUCAUGGUCGCAUUGAUGAUCACUGCUGGCAUUGUCAACACUGCAGGAGGUCGCGCCCUCAAAGUGGCUUCUUUGGUUUCAGUAUUUAUUCAUAUUGUCGGCACUAUCGUGAUCAUUAUCGUGGUCCUUGUAGGCGCCCCUACGCUACAGUCUGGCAAGUUUGUAUUCACAGAAUUCAGAGAUUACACCGGCUACACAGCAAGCAAUGCGAGCCCUGUUUUUGUCUUCAUGCUUGGUCUCUUGCAGUCGCAGUGGUCCAUGCUGGGAUAUGAUGCGUCCGCUCACAUGUCUGAGGAAACCGAAAAGUCCUACGUCAAUGGUCCCCGUGGUAUUCUCAUGUCCAUCUUUGCUUCUGUCAUGAUUGGUCUCGGCCUUGCACUAGCCCUGACCUUUGGUAUCCAGAAUUAUGAGGAUACUUUCAAUAGUGUAUCUGGUGCUGCUCCUCAGAUAUUCUUGGAUUGUGCAGGCAGGAAGGGUGGUAGUGUCUUGAUCUUCAUUAUUGUCUUUGCCGGGUUCCUUUGCGGUGUUGCCACGGUUGCUUCCAACUCACGUAUGCUUUACGCAUUUGCUCGUGAUGGUGGUUUACCUUUCUCCUCCUACUGGGUUGUGCUUAACAAGCGCACUCAAAUGCCUCUGCGCUUAGUCUGGCUUUCAGUCAUUGUCAUCAUCAUCCUCGCCUUACCUUCACUUGGUUCCACCGCUACCUUGAGUGCUAUCUCCGGUAUCUCCAUCAUCGGCUUUACCACCUCAUAUGCCAUCCCCAUCUUGCUUCGCAUCACUGUCGGCUCUUCCACGUUUGUCCAACGUGAGUUCAACUUGGGUCGCUUCUCUAAGCCCAUUGGCUGGAUUGCCUGUAUCUGGACUGCCUUCAUUUUCGUUAUUUUUAACUUGCCCCAGAAGUGGCCUGUCAAUAACAUGAAUGAGUUCAAUUUCACCCCUGCCGCCGUGGGUUUCUUGCUUGUCUUCACUACUCUGACCUGGUUCUUGUCCGCUCGUCAUUGGUUUAAGGGCCCAGUCUCCGAGAUUGCCCUCCAGGAGCUCGAUGGCAUCGUGCCCGCCAAUCUCGAUGAGAAGCGUGAGGCAGAUGAGGAAAUUAGGCAGUAAUAUCCUUUAUUAUUCUCACAUUUAAUCACCUUGUAAAGUAUCUCAACAUACCCUUUUUCAAAAAACUGUGCUCCAUAGUACCAUAUAUUCAACAUAUUGGCGCAGCAUUUUAUUAAUAUGAUAG
Lobosporangium transversale is the source of this 1815-nucleotide messenger RNA. Its product is annotated as APC amino acid permease. Lineage: Eukaryota; Fungi; Mortierellomycota; Mortierellomycetes; Mortierellales; Mortierellaceae. The coding region runs from base 105 to 1691 and encodes 528 amino acids. Gene Ontology annotation, molecular function: transmembrane transporter activity. The transcript has 6 exons. The record is from RefSeq and is a predicted model, not a curated record. Gene Ontology annotation, cellular component: membrane. Gene Ontology annotation, biological process: transmembrane transport; amino acid transport.